CAGAUGUUGGUCACCCCGCAUGAUGCGAUGUGAUUGACUGAUGGGCCUCCCAACUUGGCCGGCCCCCGACAUGAGGCUUGGACAAGGCAGAUCUUGUGGUCAGAAAUAUUGUGCAAAGUCAGUAAAGCUGAAAGGCUCGAGGCCUCUUCAAUGAUCGAAAGCCAUAUAAGAACAGGAAUACCUCUAGUGUCUGACUUUAGUAGCUGCAAACUGCUCUUAUCGGGACUACAGGAACUCAAGCUUACUGCCUACAAAAGACCGUCGAAACGAACAUGAUCAUGGCAACAAACGACCUAGUUCCCCUCAGGGCUAGGCCAAAGCGUCGUCUCUACGAGCCUAUCGUCCUGUACAAGGCUCUCACUGAGAUCACUCACGAACAAGGUGCUCUUCGACAGGCCGAAGGCACAGAAAAGCCAAGAACGGAGGAACAACGGUAUCACAACUUCUUACACAAACUCGCCAGCAUCUGCGACAGCACAAAAGGUGGCAAGACCGUCACCUCGGUUGCCAUACUUGAAGAGGAAGACAAGUACAAAUAUGUCUUUGCUUGCAAUCAAGUCUUUGACAAGGACCUAGAGAAUACACAAGAGUUCUUAACAGACAUUCUCAAGAGGCUCUGCGAUUUUCAUCGGCUGUCUGCAGAAACGAAGAAUUCUGCUGAAAGCAAGCUGAUGAAGAUGAUCCUCGCGUUCAAUUCACCAAGGAUAGACUGUUAUCUUGCAGCAUUGAAGACGAAUAACAUAGUGGAAUGUCUGGAGUACUGCGACCACCAGGUGACUGCAGAUGAUAUAUCAGUUGGGCAGGGCCUAAGAGCUCUUGCCAGAGCUAUCAAGGGCACCACUUUCAAAGAGAUGAACGAGAAUCAGUAUCUUGAGACCUACAACACUCUUCGUCGGACUUUCAAGGCCUUUCUUACUCCAGAAGUGACACACUACAUCGACAGACGGGCCACAAACGGUCGCUUCAGUGAUGGAAGAAGCUUUGUAUGCUGGUCUGAACUACGCCAUAGCUUAUCACGUCUUCACAGCUACAAAAAGACCGUACAAGAUCUCAUCGACGCAGAGAAAGAAUGGCCAGACCUCUUCCAAGAGUUCUUGGUUGUGCCAGUCGAGUCAAGCAGCGCAUACCCCAAUCCAUUGGGUAGAAGAAGCGAGAGCGCUUACAAUAUUGUUAUGCGAAUGUGCAGCAGCGACAAUGAGGCUUCACGACAGAGGUAUUGUGAUCUUGCCCAGAAUUUGCAGAUGAUGAACCUCGAUGAUCGUAUUCGGGCCCAAUGCACCAGAACAUUGUUCAGGCCAUAUGUACACUGCGAGAUAUUGGUCCUGGAAUGGAUAAUGGCUGAGUCACAUCGCUCUAAGUUCUCAAAUGACUCUGAGGAGAUCCCUCGCUCAGAAAUCACAUUCUUCAACGAUUGGAGGUAUAUUGGGAGCAGCAAACCUGCAUGUCAGCUAUGCCGCUACUACUUUAAUGCCAUAGGCCAGCAUGACGGUAUCCGCACUCGAGCAGGUCAUGGUAACCUUUACGUCAACUGGCGGUUCCCAGAUCUUCACGAAUCUGAUGGCGCUUUUGGUCAAAAGCGACGACAGAGCAUCUUCAACUCAAUGAUAGAGAAGAUUCGGCAGGAUGCUUUUGGGAUCUUGGCGACGAGAAACUCGGAGGGUAAAAGGCAUGACUCGAGCACCCAUCCCCUCAUGUCGGUGCGGUAUACCGAUGUUCAGACGGAGUUGAGUGUUCGUGAUCUGCCCGAUGUCGAUGAAUUGGGCGAGGGUUUUGCUACGGGGCUCAGUCUGGACUCGCCGAGUAACAGUUUGGAGGAGUCGGACUUUGAUGAUGAGGAUGGUGGAACUAGUCUUGGAUGAGAGUUGUUCUAUUUCAGGGUGUCUAUUUCGUGUCUUUUUUCUCUAGGCUUU
Messenger RNA from Fusarium redolens, 1910 nucleotides. RefSeq lists its product as uncharacterized. NCBI's taxonomy places the organism in Eukaryota, Fungi, Ascomycota, Sordariomycetes, Hypocreales, Nectriaceae. The transcript has 4 exons. Bases 273 to 1859 code for a protein of 528 amino acids. The record is from RefSeq and is a predicted model, not a curated record.